AUGGCUGCUAAGAAUAUCCUCCUCUUCGGCGCGACUGGCCAAAUCGGCUCGUUCAUCUUGGAGGCCAUCCUCACCACCCGCGAUUCCUUCGGCCGAGUAGCCAUCUUCACCUCCGCACGAACUGCCGAGACCAAAUCGGCAUAUCUGGAAAAGCUAAAGCAGCAGAAAAUCGAGAUUAUUAUUGGAGAUGUCGACGACGAGAAUGCCGUAAAGGCUGCAUACAAUGGAAUCGACACCGUCAUCUCAGCCCUUGGUAGAAACACCCUCGCCCAGCAGAUCCCUCUAAUUCGUCUGGCAGCCGCAAGUCCCGAUGUGAAAUGGUUCUUCCCAUCCGAGUAUGGCACAGAUAUUGCCUACGGCCCUGCCUCGGCAAAUGAAAAGCCCCAUCAGCAGAAGUUGAAGGUUCGCGCUGUUCUUGAGCAGGAAAUUUCACGCAGUGACCUCGACUACUCGUACGUCGUGACGGGUCCUUUUGCAGAAAUGUAUCUUGACUUCACGCCCGGCCUGGAAGAAGCCGGUGGAUGGGAUGUUAAGGGACGGAAGGCUGUGUUGCUUGGUGAGAAGGGGCCGGCGAGGGUUAGCUUGACUACGAUGAAGGAGUAA
This is a messenger RNA of Penicillium cosmopolitanum, 603 nucleotides long. RefSeq lists its product as uncharacterized. The record is from RefSeq and is a predicted model, not a curated record. NCBI's taxonomy places the organism in Eukaryota, Fungi, Ascomycota, Eurotiomycetes, Eurotiales, Aspergillaceae. The coding region runs from base 1 to 603 and encodes 200 amino acids. The transcript has 2 exons.